AUGGAACAUUUAGAAGUGGAUUCAAAAAAAGUUUUUCCUAAAGCAAAGAAAAGGAGUAUCCCAAAAGUUACACAGGAACCUGAACCAAUGAUUCUGGCCCCUCCACCUACAGGAGAAUCAAUGCUAAAGCAUGCUAUUGCUAUUCCAUCUGAAAAUCCAGAUAAUGUUCUAGAUGAUGAACAGAUUGUUAGGCUAGUUACUAAACAUCUUACACAGAUUGCUUCUAAUUUAGAAAAAACUUAUGGAUUUGAUAUUGACCGUCGUUGGACAGAGAAAGCAGCAAAGUCAGAAGGAGAAGAAAGGACACUUACAGAAGCAGAGGAUAUGUCUUCAUUCUUGCGAUUAUGUUCAGCAUUUGCGAAACAGCUUGAAGAAGCAGUUAAAGAAGAACAACAGAUAUUGGAUUCUCUUUUUACGUGGUUUCAAGAAGAAGUCUAUCAUGUGGAAGAGUUAGUUAAAGAACAAAAUGCUUCAGACUGGGAAAUUCCUCUGCCAGACAAAACAGUAUCUUCAAGUAUUGCCCAAGUGAUAGAACGUUUGCAACGUCUUGAACAUUUAAGGGAUUGUCUCAGUAUAGUGCCAAUGGCUACCCGAAGAGCUGCAGCUGCAAAAAAUAUGCAGGAGAACCGAUCACAUACAAACCGAAUUUAUGAAGAAGUAAAGAAGAUGAUUGAAGAUUUUGCUGCAACUAAUGAAAAUGAUGAGUUCAUAGAACAUAUCAUGGACAUUGCAAAUAAAGUGUUUUUAUCAGAAAAUAAUGAAACAAAGGAUCUUCAGUUUCAAGAAAUGUUUAAAAUAUUUGAAAAACAGGCAAAUAAGUUGCAACGAAUGAUGACUGAACUAGAUAAUCUGGACUAUAAAUACAAGAUGAUUCAAUCUGAUUUAGAUAUGGUAACAGAGGACAGAAUGAUUUUUGAGAAUGAAUUACGAAGAAUGAAGGGUCCUGAAAAAAUAGAGCAAUUGCUACAGAGAGAAAGGAAACUGUCAGAUCCACAAGGCCUUAAAAGAUCAGAAAGAAGAUCAUCCAAAGACUUAAGUAAAACUGGAGAUCCAGAUAGCUAUGGGAAGAGACCUUCUAUUUCAAGUUCUGAGGCUCUUAAAUUGAAGGAAGACUUAUAUCAAGCUCAGAAAGUAGUAGCUUCUCUGGAAAAUGAGAACAAAUUUCUCCUGGAACAAUUGAAAGAGGCUUUACAGGAAGUUGAAAAAGCUAAGAAAGAUCUUGAAGCAGCACAGAUCCAGACCCGAAAAUCAAGUGACAAAGUGAAUGAUAAUUCAUCUCUUACAAAGGGCAAGAAGGGAAAAAAAGGGAAAAAAGAUAAAAAAGGAAAAACAAACUAAGGAGAAAUAUAACAGGAUGGAGAGACCUAAACAGUAGGAGAAAGAUCCUAAUAGGAUUUCUGAAAUACUUUGGAAAGUCUUCCAAACCUGCAGAGAAUGGAA
Messenger RNA from Gracilinanus agilis (Agile Gracile Mouse Opossum), 1440 nucleotides. It is a transcript of the gene CCDC7, whose product is annotated as coiled-coil domain containing 7. NCBI's taxonomy places the organism in Eukaryota, Metazoa, Chordata, Mammalia, Didelphimorphia, Didelphidae. The record is from RefSeq and is a predicted model, not a curated record. The transcript has 17 exons. The coding region runs from base 1 to 1338 and encodes 445 amino acids.